CCGCCGGGCGCGAGACCCACCGUCUGCGUCACUCACCCAACGACAUCCCAAUCGCCGCCUCUCGAGCUCAGGAGGCGCGGCGCUCACGUCAUUAGACGGCGACAGCAGCUUUUAAGGGACACACUGAUGAUGCCGAGGCUGUCUGUUGUGUUUCCAGUGGGUGUGCUACUUGUAAGAACCAUGGCCUGGACCUCUUCUGGAAACUCUCACUCACAGCUAGUCGAGAACCUGAGAAGGGAUGGUGUGAUUCAGUCUGAGCGAGUGUUCAAUGCUUUGAUGGCCACAGACCGAGCCCAUUACUGCAAAACUUCUCCCUUCAUGGAUUCUCCACAGUCCAUAGGUUACCAGGCAACCAUCAGUGCACCUCACAUGCACGCCCAUGCCCUGGAAUGCCUGAAGGAUCACUUGUACGAGGGGGCCCAAGCUUUGGAUGUGGGAUCGGGGAGUGGCUACCUGACCGCUUGCAUGGCUCGGAUGGUGGGGCCCUCGGGGAUGGUGGUUGGAAUUGAUCACAUCCCCCAGCUGGUGGAACAAUCCAUCCGCAACGUCCAGGCGGACAACUCCACGCUGCUGGAGGCGGGCAGGCUGAAGCUGAUCGUUGGAGAUGGCCGACGCGGACACGUAGAGGACGCGCCCUACGACGCCAUUCACGUGGGCGCGGCUGCGGCCACGGUUCCUCAGGAGUUGUUGCAGCAGCUGAAGCCUGGAGGUCGGCUGGUCAUUCCUGUUGGUGAGAGUGAGGGAGGCCAAUUACUGGAGCAGUACGACAGGACGGUGGAUGGAAACUUCACCCGCACGCCACUGAUGCGGGUGAUAUACGUGCCCCUGACUGACCGUGAGAGGCAGUGGAGUGGGUAGACGUGAACUGUGAAGUCUCUGCAGCCGAUUUUUAGCAAGGUGAGGGUGGCUCGUGUGUUAAACUUACCCAAUGCCAUGGGACAGACAUCUGACUCUCUUUGGAGGUGGUGGAACGUGGGCAACAGCUGGGAUGGUGAGGGCUGCAGUUUUCGACUUGGCGAUAGGGAUUGAAUGGGGCAGUCAGAAUGUGUUGGUGUGCAGAAUGCAUCAGCGUGGAAUCGGCAAUAAAGCACCCACUCA
This is a messenger RNA of Pristis pectinata (smalltooth sawfish), 1098 nucleotides long. It is a transcript of the gene pcmtl, whose product is annotated as l-isoaspartyl protein carboxyl methyltransferase, like. Gene Ontology annotation, biological process: protein modification process. NCBI's taxonomy places the organism in Eukaryota, Metazoa, Chordata, Chondrichthyes, Rhinopristiformes, Pristidae. Gene Ontology annotation, molecular function: protein-L-isoaspartate (D-aspartate) O-methyltransferase activity. Bases 127 to 858 code for a protein of 243 amino acids. Gene Ontology annotation, cellular component: cytoplasm. The transcript has 9 exons. The record is from RefSeq and is a predicted model, not a curated record.